Racocetra persica is the source of this 1018-nucleotide messenger RNA. The record is from the annotation of a GenBank genome assembly. Lineage: Eukaryota; Fungi; Glomeromycota; Glomeromycetes; Diversisporales; Gigasporaceae.
AUUGGAAGCAACUAUCAGGUGAAGAAUAUAUGUUGAGAAAUGAUCGUAAUAAUGUGAUCCAAGAUCUUCAGGGUAAUGAAUCAAAAUUAGAUGAAUAUUAUCAUAUGCUUGAACCCUGGUGGCUACAAAGCAUGUCAUCAUUGUUGUCAACAGAUUUGGGACAUUCGCGAUAUUCGUUCGUUCUUGAUGAAAAAAAAGAAAAAUUGCUAUUAAUUGGAAACCAUUCAAUUCAAGUUUGGUAUGAUAAAGAAUCGAUUCAUAUACCUCAAAAAUUUCCUUGGUCAGGUGAAAAAAAUGCCAUUCGUACUGCAUUUUCAGAUCAUACUAUGUUGGCACUUUUUUUAGAAUAUUAUUCUAAUAACGUACUUGAAAAUAUUGGAUGGAUGAAUACAGUUGUAGACAUCAUACCAGAAUUAUAUAAGAGUAAUGAAAAAAAGAAUGAAAAAAGAGAAGGUGAUAAUAUUAAUGAGAAUGAAAUAGAUUUAAAACAAAACAUUAUACAUAAUAAAAAGAAUGGAAAAGAAAAAGAUGAUAAUAUUUAUGAGGAUGUAAUGGAUUUUAAAUCUGAAUCUUACGCAUAUCAUGCUCAAAAAUUAUUUUAUAAUCCUUGCUUUUGUAACAAGCCACUGGAUUUAUUAUCAUUCGAAUUUCUUGAAAUUUCACCAGCGUCAAAUGAUUUAUUAAAAGUUUUUAUACCUAUAACACAGUUGAUUCCACAGGAUUCUGAGUUGGAUUUACAAGAAAUCGAUUAUGAUAAAAUGGUUGAUAUUCGAAUGGUCCCUUUAACAGAUUUCACAACAAAAAAAAAAUCAUUAUUUGAUGUAAAAGAAAGCAAACGUACAAGCUUUCUAGACUUUUUAAAGUUUUUAAAUUUUCCUAACCAAUAUUUAUCUCAUGAAGUUUUUAAAGAGGAGGAUUACAGUCCCUUUAUUAGACUCAUUUGGAACCUCAUAAAAAAGGAUGAAUUCGAGAGUUUAUAUGAAAACCCAUCUAUGGGAGCUGUCAUGAAUUGGAUAUG